AUCAAGUGGGUGAAACAACUCUUCAGCUAUGGCUAUCCAGGUGAGUCAAUACCUGGUUUAGUGCGAGAACUGGGAGGUCAGGAUGGGGCACUGACGUUCGAUGAGGCUGUGGGGCAAGUAUCGGGUCCGAAACUCAAGGGUCCAGAGACGCGGCCCAUCAAAUCUGAUCGUCCAGUGGGAAAUGUGUCAGUUGGUGAUCUGCCCGUACGCUUCCUAGACGCAAAUUCAGGAAAAUUAGAGCAAUUUUGCGACGCAGUGCAGCACGUGAAAUUCAAUAUGACACAAGAGUUCUUCGACAACACCAUCUACAGAGAGUGCAUAACAGCCAACUACAAAGAACUUCCCGAGCCCUUCAGACUUCGACACGAGCCUAAAGUUCCGUACACUAUGCAGUUGGUGAUUCUACCAGCUACAAAGCCCGAAGAUGCACCCAAUGACGAUGAUGGGCGCUACAUCCACGUGUUCAAACAUGUGUACCUCCAUCGCAACAAACUCUAUGCGAAGGAAUGCAUCGAUAUGUGUUGUGGCUUAGCUCUUCGUUUCGAAUGGGGCACACAAACAAGGCCCGCCCUCAUGGCACUCAACUACAUGAUUGACAGCAUGGGAGGCAAACAAAUCCGUUGGUCAGAAGGCGAAGUGGUCACAGCCUUGAACAACUACAUGAAGGGAAGACAAAAUGCCAAGACGUUAGAGUAUUGGUACUCAUCCGCGUAUUUCGAGCAAGGUGCAGGUCGUCAAGCAUGCAACAACCCGUAUGAUCAAAGCAUAGACGAGGCCAUGUACAAGCAAAUGAAGUCGUCCAAGAUUUUCGAGAUCAACCAUGAGUCUUUCAUCAAGCUCAUAAAGCCAUCAUUCGAGGGCAUUGACGACAAGGAAGACAUGGAUGCGAUCAUUGCGCGCACUCACCUCAUCGUCAUCACCAGCAGCGGCGUGUACUGGCGUGUGGCCGGGAAUCACAAGUCGAAUGUAAAGUUCGUGGAAUGGUCUGAUGGCGAAGCCAUGGAUAUCCUCGCCCCAUCACAAAAGCCCAUUUUCCAAGCAUACAAAC
Molecule: messenger RNA, 1048 nt
Organism: Symbiodinium pilosum
Lineage: Eukaryota; Dinophyceae; Suessiales; Symbiodiniaceae
Source: the annotation of a GenBank genome assembly